Molecule: messenger RNA, 3257 nt
Organism: Planococcus citri (citrus mealybug)
Lineage: Eukaryota; Metazoa; Arthropoda; Insecta; Hemiptera; Pseudococcidae
Product: lysosome-associated membrane glycoprotein 5-like
Exons: 8
Coding region: 157-1134 (325 amino acids)
Biological process (GO): establishment of protein localization to organelle
Cellular component (GO): plasma membrane; late endosome membrane; lysosomal membrane
Source: RefSeq, a predicted model, not a curated record
AUUUUCCUUUCAUAUUUCGAAGUAUCUCAUUCAAGUUUCGUCGAUUACGUUAAUUGGUUCAUUGAAGAAUACUUCGUAUUGGUAAAUGAUUGUUUAGAAAAUUGUUCGGUAACGUAUUUUAUCUCGUAUUCAACAUAUCAAUAAGUUUUGGCCUAAAUGUACAUAAAUGUAGCAUAUUUUACGUACAUAUCAUGUUUGAUUUGUUUGUUUCCUAUCGUUUGCUUAAGCGAUGGUCCAGCAUCGAAUAGUUCUGCCAAAAAUGUCACUUCAGAUGUAACAAAUGCAAAGAUUCUAGUCACAACACCUUCGGUGGUUCCCACGACAUCCCGAAUACCUAAUCAGACUACAAAAAAUGAUGCGAAAAGUACGAGAGAGGAUGUCGAAGAUACCAAGAAAGUCGAAUCGAUUAAGAAAAUGAACCUGAUAAAAGGCAGUAAAGUGAAAACAACUCCAGCAAGUAAUUCAAACAUCGCAACAUACCGGUUAAAUAGCGAGGAAGAUGGUACAACGUGUAUUUUGAUGACUGUUGAUGCGUUGAUCAGCUUUUUAUACACGACGAAACUGAAAGAACAAGAGGAAAGUGACGCAUUUGUUCCUGAUAAAGUUGAGGUAGCUGGAGACUGCAGUAAUGCAGAUGAUGCAGUUCUAGUUAUAAAAUGGAAAACGUUCGAAUUAACGUUCAGAUUUGAAAAAACUCCGGGUGGUGAAAGAUGGUUCGUUAAUCGUGUCCAAUUGACUUUCAACACGAAAGAAUCCGUAUUCAAGCAUAUUAACCAUCCUAAUGCUGUGAUAAAUGCCCAAACUCCCGAAGGAGACUUACUCUUAGUCACGCCAGUAGGUAGAUCAUUCAAAUGCCAUCGUGAAAUAGAAAUUAAUUUAUUCGAUCCAGCGUUUCAAGAUCUUAAAGUUAAGCUCCUCCUGAGAGAAUUAACCAUCGAACCUUUCAUCUUCAAGAACAACGAUUUCGGACCAGAAUACCUCUGUGCUGAAGGAGGAGCUGGCUCAUUCCGCAGCGAAACAGCACCAUUUGUGUUUGGAAGUUUACUAACUGUAUCUGCAUUAUUUACCGUCGCAGGUUAUUCCAUCUAUCGUUAUUUGAAAGUGAAUAAAGUUCAAUACGAUACGAUGCAGUAAGCGGGUUCGACCUACAGAUGUGUUAAUUGGGAUUGUUUUUAAAAAAAUAACGUUUACGGGUUUGACUCUUGUUUUUCGUUUCGUUGGUUUUCAUUUCAAUUUUUUUCUUUAUUUUUUAAUUAUCCUUACAGCAUUUUAUUUGCUAUACUUCCCUGAUUUUAAUGAUCUCCAAUUUAUUGCUUUAUAUUUGCAUUUUUACGAAAAAUUGUGAUAAGUGUUGUUUUUUCCUAGUCUUUGUUGCUUCGUAUGGGUUUUAAAUUGACCGACAUUACAUAUGAUUUGCGUUUGCGUAGCUUUUGACUCAUUCAGUUUGUUAUAAUUUUCAUUUCAUUUCUACUAUUCGCUGUCUUGGCCCGUAUUUUUUAUUUGCUUCUUUAUUUCAAUUUUAUUUUUUUGUUUUUUCCUUCGAAUGGUGCUUUGGUUGUAUUAUGGUUUUGUUUGUUUGUUGAGUCGUUUAUUUGUUGGUCUUCGAAGAAGACUUUAAUGGUUAUCACAUUGUUCUUCCCAUCUUACCCCUUUAAAUUAAUCAAUCAAUCUCUCAACAAUCAAAAUGUUGCUAAAAUAAUAAUUAUUUUUAUGGGUGAAAAAAAAUCAAAGCAGUAGCUUUGAUUGUAAUUUUAUCUACUUGAAUAACUAAACUUAUCGAUCCAGUCUUACAUUCUUAUCCUUCAGCUUAUAAAUUAUUUAUUCUAUUUUAUUCGUUUUUAAACAUUUUCUCGAAUCGUAUUCUUGCGUCUAAAAUUCAUUUACUUACGAGUAUAUAAUUUUUUUUCAACUUGAUUUUUUCCAAAAUGUUAAUUGCACUCAGUGUUGUUCUCUUCUCCUCUCAUUGAAAAACAGUACUUUAUUCACUCUAAUCACGACUUAUCUUGAUUCAUUUUGGCAUUGAUUGUAAAAGUAACUAUUAAGUAAUUGAGUAAUCCUUUUUUUUUCAAUAACUUUUUUUAUGCCCGAAUGCACCUGAAUAAUUUAUGCAAUUUUUUUCUGUAAAUAAAAAGAAAAUGUUUUAGUAAAUGAUUCAUACUCUGAAGAAAAAAAAUAGUAAAAACAUAAAUUGUGUUAAAAAAUCAGCAAAAUAUGAUUCAAAAAAAAAUUUGAAUAAAAAUGAAAAAAAAAUGAUCUUUUAUUAGUAUUGACGCAGAAAUUAUGUAAGUUUUUUUAAUCAUAAUAAGUAAUAAUUAUAAUCAUUUUUUACGAAGAAUAGUCACGUCAGCGUUGCAUAAUCAAUUUCUUAAUGGAUUUUGUGGGUAAUACAUAUUAAAUUAGUCUAUCUAUUAUUAGGUUUCAAAGGAGAAAAAAAUCUAUAAUUUUGUAGAAACAAAAAUUUUUAAAAAUCAUGAUAAAUUAUCUGGUUUUUGAAAAAAUAAAUUAUUUCUUUUCAAUUUUAAAUUGAUGUAACUAUUUUAAUUUUUUCCUCGCUCACUAUGAUCAAAUUUUUAUUUUAUUAUUAAUUUUUUUUUUUUAUAUCGAACAAAAUUCAUCAAAGGUUUAUACCAAAUAUCGAAUUUUACCAAAAUUAAACUAUAAACUAGUCAAUAUAUUGUUUUAGUAAGAUUAUACAUUAUAAUUAAAUCACAUAUCUGUUAAUUUUUAUAGAAACCUUAACAGCAAUAAAUUUUCUCUCAUACACCAUCAAAUUUGAAUUCCACCCCCUCCUCCCCUGUAAGCCAAUUAAGACAAAUUCAAUAAUUGUGAUACAGAGGUCUCUCUAUAUUAUUUAUGGUGUAGUGAUUCUCAUUUUAUUCCUAUUUCCUAUUUUAUUAUAGAUUCUUUUCUAACAUAUCGUUACAAACGUAUGUGUAUUGCUUACUCAUUCCAAAAAAAGACAAGCAUAUGGUCGAGAAAUUGAAAAAAUAUAUAUUUUAUUCGUCAAUUAUUGUGUAAGAGGUAGUGUAAAGUUACGUAUCCCCCUGGCCCUCUUUCUUCUUUAUUACCCUGCCCCCUUUUUCAAGUCUAUGAUCUUGAUUUUACCCGCUAGUCUAGUUUUGAAAAUAAAAAAAAUAAGGCAUUUAUUAAUUGUUAUAUUUUUUUCGCUUUUAUUUAGUGUUCUUUAUUAUAAAGUUGUAACUUAUUAUUUUAAUCCUAAAAAGAAAAAUUUUAAAAAUACAAUGAUUUAACGCGUA